AUGAGAUACUCGUUCGCCUUCACCGGUCUUGUGACCGUGGCCUUCAGCUCUGGUGUUCUGGCCCAGACUACCGAGCCCGUUGAGACCAUCGACCCGGUUCCCACCUCUGAGCCCGUCGUUCCCCCUACCACCGUUGUUCCUACCUCCGUUGUUCCUACCAGCUCGGUCGCCCCAUUGCCGCUGCCCACCGACCCCUGCCUGGCGGACUGCAACAAGAAGCACGAUGCUUGCAACAGCGCUCCCGGUGCCAACCACGCUUCUUGCGCUUCUGACUACGCUCAGUGUCUUGGCUACAACCCAUACGCCGACACUGGCUUUGUUGAGCCCACUGCUUGCUCCAAGAGCAUGACCACCGUCCCCGUCCCCCAGAAGACCGAGUCCCCCGAGGUCUGCUGUGUCACUUGUACCACCACCUACAAGGCCUGCUGUGACGCUGCUGGCGGUAUCAUCGACCACUGCAAGAUCGAGUACACCACUUGCCUGGGUUACAACCCCUUCGACAUCAUCCCCUGGGUUGAGCCUACCGUGUGCAAGCACAACGAGCCCAAGCCCCCCAAGCCCACCGGAACCCCUGAGGAGUGCUGCAUCCAGUGCACCACUGUCUAUGACUCUUGCUGUGCCGCCGACGGUGCCAUCAUCGAGAACUGCAAGGCCGAGUACACCAUCUGCCUGGGCUACAACCCCUGGGAUAUUGUCCCCUGGGAGAAGCCGAUUGUCUGCAAGCACGGUGACAAGCCUUACCCUCCUCCCAAGGACGGUGACCACAAGGACGGCAAGAUCAUCGUUGGCCCCCCUACUAAGCAGCCUUCUGGAACUCCUGAGGAGUGCUGUGUGACUUGCACUACCACUUAUAAGGCUUGCUGCGACGCUGCUGGUGAUGUCAUUGACCACUGCAAGGUUGAGUAUACUACCUGCCUCGGAUACAACCCCUUCGACAUCAUCCCUUGGGUCGAGCCUACUGUCUGCAAGCACGGCGACUCUACUGGUACCAAGAAGGGUGGCGACAGCAAGGACAACGGCGGCAAGAUCAUCAGCGGCCCUCCCACUUCUCAGACCGGCACUAAGCCCAACACUGGCAAGAAGGGUACCCCCGAGGAGUGCUGCAUCGAGUGCACCGCCAUCUACAAGAAGUGCUGCGAUGAGGCCGGCGACAUCAUUGACCACUGCAAGGUUGCCUACACCUCUUGCCUGGGCUACAGCCCCUUCGAGGUUGUCCCCUGGGUUGAGCCCACCGUCUGCAAGCACCCCGACGACGAUGUUGUCAUUGUCAGCGGCGGUGAGAACCUCCGACCUGCCCUGGCUCUCCUUGCCCUGGGUGCCAUUGCUCUUCUCUGUAAGUCCCCGACUCUCUCACAGAUUUACUCAGCUGCUAACCACAUAUCCAGAAAUGAGCCCAGCUGGCGACCCAAGCAGUCGCAGUCUUCUUCCCUUCUUCUUCUGCUGACCCUCUUACCACUUCGACUCUUCUUUGUUGCCCCGGGGUGA
Fusarium falciforme is the source of this 1485-nucleotide messenger RNA. RefSeq lists its product as hypothetical. Bases 1 to 1485 code for a protein of 494 amino acids. The record is from RefSeq and is a predicted model, not a curated record. NCBI's taxonomy places the organism in Eukaryota, Fungi, Ascomycota, Sordariomycetes, Hypocreales, Nectriaceae. The transcript has a single exon.